Neospora caninum is the source of this 735-nucleotide messenger RNA. RefSeq lists its product as hypothetical. Gene Ontology annotation, molecular function: protein binding. Bases 1 to 735 code for a protein of 244 amino acids. The record is from RefSeq and is a predicted model, not a curated record. NCBI's taxonomy places the organism in Eukaryota, Apicomplexa, Conoidasida, Eucoccidiorida, Sarcocystidae. The transcript is spliced from 7 exons.
AUGGCGACUAUCUCCUACGUUGAAUAUCCCAUUUACUCCAUCGCGACAGAUGGAGAAAUCGUGGCGACGUCGGGAGGCGGCGGCGGGUCCGACUACGGAAUUGAAGAUCAGCUUGAAACGCACAGAGUCAACCUGGAGACAGGCCAGCUGUUGCCUGUGGUCAGCACGGCCGAAGCAGGCGGCGUCAUCGAUUCACUCGGCUUCAACAAAAAUGUCGAUCUCUGGUGCGGAUGCUGCCAGGGUCAGGUUGUGCUCUUCAAACAAGACAGAGACCAUGGACUGGGCGUCGUCGCUCGUUUUGGGCCACCGCCGGCCUCAGGAGGAAAGCGACCGCGCUUGGUCGCGUCGUGCGGAGCGGACAACAAACUUUGUCUGUGGGACUGGCGAACAGGCGCUCUCCUGCACACCAUCGAGAAGCAGAAUCCGAGGAAAGCUGAAGAAAAACUGACAUUUCGCUGUGGCAGGUCGAUUGCCUACGGAGGCGCCGCGCCGUCGCACCCCGACCCAGCCGCCGACAAGAAGAGCGAGGGCUCCGCUCCAUCUGCUGGCUCCAACGGCGUGCCUUCUCCCCUGCCUGCUUCCUCUUCUGUUACCGUAACGCAACUGUGUGAAUUCAUGUGCGACGAUAGCGUCCCUUGCUGCCAGGCCGAGAUUUCUACAGAUGGACAGCUCAUUGCGGUCGGCUUUGCGGAUGGAAAAUGUAAAGUGUACAAUCGAGGGUACGUGAGCAACUAG